AUGCACAUCGAACUGAUCCCCAUGAGAUGGGGCUCCGGCGACAACUACGCCUAUCUUUUAGUUGACGACAAGCUGAAACACGCGUGGCUCAUCGACCCCGCCGAACCCGACGAAGUGGUGGCGUACCUCGACAAGGCCGGUACCGGCUACGAGCUUAAGGCGAUUGUCAACACCCACCACCACUACGACCACUCGCAGGGCAACCAGUUCUUCCACAAGAAGUACCCGGACUUGCCCGUGAUCGCCGGCAAGGACCUGCCCCAGGUGCUGUAUACGCCUCAGGACGGCGAGGUAAUUGAUUUGGGGGACCUGUUGGCGAUCACGGCACUCCACACGCCAUGCCACACCCAGGACCUGAUCUGCUACUACGUGCUGGAUACAAACACCAAAGAGAAGGCGGUGUUCACGGGGGAUACGCUAUUUAUUUCCGGGUGCGGCCGGUUCUUCGAAGGCACACCCAAGGAGAUGGACUACUCGCUCAAUAAGGUGUUGGCGAAGUUGCCCGACGCCACCAAGGUGUACCCGGGCCACGAAUAUACCCGCAGCAAUAUUAAGUUCUCGCAGAAAGUGCUUGACAACGACGCCAUUGCCGCCCUCGCCGAGAUGGCGAAAGCCAACGAGCACACCACGGGGAAGCUGACCAUCGGCCAGGAGAAACAGUAUAAUCCGUUCAUGAUGUUGGGAGACCCCCAGGUGCAGCGGGCGACGGGGGAGCUGGCGCGGGAGGCGGUGAUGGGCAAGCUCCGAGAAAUGAAAAACAAUAUGUAG
Molecule: messenger RNA, 768 nt
Organism: Diutina rugosa
Lineage: Eukaryota; Fungi; Ascomycota; Pichiomycetes; Serinales; Debaryomycetaceae
Gene: GLO2
Product: hydroxyacylglutathione hydrolase
Exons: 1
Coding region: 1-768 (255 amino acids)
Molecular function (GO): hydroxyacylglutathione hydrolase activity
Source: RefSeq, a predicted model, not a curated record